Pyrus x bretschneideri (Chinese white pear) is the source of this 1617-nucleotide messenger RNA. RefSeq names its product UBP1-associated protein 2C. The transcript is spliced from 2 exons. Gene Ontology annotation, molecular function: RNA binding. Lineage: Eukaryota; Viridiplantae; Streptophyta; Magnoliopsida; Rosales; Rosaceae. Bases 44 to 1342 code for a protein of 432 amino acids. The record is from RefSeq and is a predicted model, not a curated record.
UCUUCACCACCUCCUCCUCUCUCUCUCUCUCUCUCUUCUCCCUAUGGACGCAACCAAGAAGCGCAAGCUCGACGAAAACGGUGUCGUUCUGGACACAGAUCCCUCCUCCGCCCCCAAGCUCUCCCCCGAAGACGCUCGCAGGCUCAUCGAGCGAUUCACCCCCGAUCAACUCCUCGACAUUCUCCAGGACGCCCUCUCCCGCCACGUCGACGUCCUCGACGCCGUCCGCUCCAUCGCCGAUCCCGACGCCUCCCAGCGUAAGCUCUUCAUCCGCGGCCUCGGCUGGGACACCACCACCGAGGGCCUCCGAUCCCUCUUCUCCGCCUACGGAGAGAUUGAGGAGGCCAUCGUCAUCCUCGACAAAACCACCGGGAAAUCCAAGGGUUAUGGGUUCGUCACGUUCCGCCACGUCGACGGCGCUCUCAUGGCCCUGAAAGAACCGAGCAAGAAGAUCGACGGCCGCAUGACCGUCACACAGCUCGCCUCCGCGGGGAAUUCGAACUCCAACACUGCCUCCAACAACGUUGCCGACGUAUCGUUGCGGAAGAUAUAUGUGGCCAAUGUUCCGUACGACAUGCCGUCGGAUAAGCUCUUGGCCCAUUUUGCCCUGUACGGGGAGAUAGAGGAGGGGCCGCUAGGCUUUGAUAAGCAGACUGGGAAGUGCAAGGGGUAUGCGCUGUUUGUGUAUAAGACUCCGGAGGGAGCUCAGGCGGCACUCGUCGAUCCGGUGAAGAACAUCGAGGGGAGGCAAUUGACUUGUAAAUUGGCGAUUGAUGGGAAAAAGGGCAAGUCAGACGGGCCGGGUCAGGGCCAAGGACCCGGGAGUGGGUCCAAUACGCACGGCGAUGGGAUGGGGAUGGCGCCACCGUCUUCGAUUCCUGGGCAGUACGGCAUCCCAGGUGGAAUUGGUUCUUAUGGUGGGUAUACCAGUGGGCUUCAGGGCCAGCCUCCGUUGGGUCACCAUCCAUUGGGUGGGCCUGGGUUGUCUGGUAUUGGAAACCAGGUGAAUUCGGGUUUGGGUGGUGGUGGCGGAUAUGGAGGGUUGGGUGGGCCUUAUGGUAACUAUGGCGGCCCUGGGGGUUAUGGUUUAGGUGGUGCUGGUGGGCUGGGUGUUGGACUAGGUGGUGCUGGGUCGGCUGGGGGUGGUCCGGGUGUGGGUACCGGGUCAUCUUUGUAUGGAUUGCCUCCGAGUUCAGGUGGGCUACCAUCUGGUAGGUAUCCAGAGGGCGGGCACUACGCCCUGUCAGCAUAUCAGAAUCAGCACCACCAGCAAGCUGGGACAUCCCCGCAUCCAAGGGUUCCUCAAGGUGGCAUGUACCCAAAUGUGCCACCUUAUUUCUGAGGUGUAUGACCGCUUGUUGGCGCAGAUGCUUUAUAUGGUUCUGGUGAUUGCGUGAUUGCAGACUAUAUGCUGUGGUUUGAUGAUUGUAUUAGCUGUGCUUUUAUCGCCUCUUCAUCUGCACCUUUUAAGAUGUAGGUCAUUUCCGAGUUAUGGUAGCCAAAGUGACCGAAUUAGACUAGUUUUCUGUAUUCUGUCGGGAAUUGAUGUGCUCUGUAGGUUUUUUUACCAUAAAGUAUAGUUUGUUUUUUAUAAUAACGGGAUUUAUGUUUCUUUUA